CAGAAAAGCGGCUUCUAGCGGCGUGCGUGCAGGAAGCAUCUUUAGUUAGGACUAAGUAUGAAGUAUUAUUCAAGCUUUGCAACUCCGUGACAUUUCUGUCGCCGGCCACUCAUUUCCUUGUAGCUUGUGAUUAAAAAAAAAAGUGAAGUAAAGCCCAUUUUCUUGGGAGUUUAUUUCAGUGUGGAAAAUGAAGCCUGCCGCCAGCGGCGCUGCAGAGCCUCCAUCAUCAUCAUCACCACCACCACCACCACCAUCCUCACCGUCAGCAUCUCCGGGGGACAAUAGCGCAGGGAGGAAGCGGCAGCACCGGGCUCCCCCACCGGCUACGACCCACCAAGGGGCCACCAAGCGAGCUCCGCGACGCCCAGCCAGGACGAGGUCCCCCCCGCCCGCGGGAAGGAGCGGAGGACCCAUCGCCGGGCCGAGGGACGGUUUGAGGUCCGCCGACGGAAGGGAGAGGGAGCCCGAGAGCCGCGGCGGCGCAGCUGUUCGCCCGGAUGGUGCUGAGGCUGAGGUAGUCGCGCCGACUAGGGCGGAUGCUGUCGGCGAAGAUCGGACGGAUUCCUCGGCAUCGGCCCGUCGCCCCGCUCUGCGCCUGCCGUGCCUCGGAGGAGACUCCUUGCGGCGUCCGUCGGCGGGCAGAGCAUCGUCUUCGUCGGCGAAGGAAGGGAGGGCACCCGGAGAGGAAGCAGGCCGCGGGGAGAGGAGCGGCUGCGGCUCGGGCCUCGGUUUCCGUCCGUGGAGAGGGGGAUGCUUACAGGCUGAGCUCGCCCAGUUCCACCUGCACAAGAGACUGAGGACAAGCGGGGCGAGCAUGCAAACCAAGGCGGAGGACAUGGGGACCGAGGAGGCCGCCGCGGGGGAGCCGGAGCCGGCUGCAGAGGCGACAGAGGCGGGGUCCGUGACACAGCAGGACGAGGCCUUUGAGGACGAGGUGGAGAGACUGCUGGACGAAAAUGAAGACCUCAAGUGUGAAAUUGAGGAGAUGAGGACCGAGAUGGACGAGAUGCGGGACACGUUCUACGAGGAGGACACGUGUCAGCUGCAGGAGAUGAGGCGUGAGCUGGAGAGGGCCAAUAAAAACUGCCGGAUCCUGCAGUACCGCCUGCGGAAGGCCGAGAGGAAGAGGCUCCGCUACGCCCAGACGGGAGAGAUCGACGAGGAGCUCCUCAGGAGUCUGGAGCAGGACCUGAAGGUAGCGAAGGACGUGUCUGUGAGGCUGCACCACGAGCUGGAAAAGGUGGAGGAGAAGCGCACAAAGACGGAGGAGGAGAACGAGAAACUGAGGCAGAAACUCAUCGAGGUUGAGGUGACCAAACAAGCCCUGCAGAAUGAACUGGACAAAACCAAAGAGUCUCAAAAGAGGAGAGGAAGCAAGGACAUCCAGAAGACCGACAGGAAACCAGCACAGACUCCGACAGAGGAGGACAACGAGGACCUCAAGUGCCAGCUAGCGUUCAUCAAGGAGGAAGCGGUGCUCAUGAGGAAGAAGACGGCCAAAAUUGACAAAGAGAAGGACCGUCUGGAACAAGAGCUGCAGAAGUACCGCUCCUUCUACGGUGAGCUGGACAGCACCCACCCUAAAGGAGAGGCCGGGGGUCCGCCCACCACCCGGGAGUCCGAGCUCAAGCUGCGGCUUCGCCUGGUGGAGGAGGAGGCCAACAUCCUGGGGAGGAAGAUAGUCGAGUUGGAGGUGGAGAACCGCGGCCUGAGGGCGGAGCUCGACGACCUCCGCGGCGAAGCGGAGGGCUCCGGGGGCUCCGGGUGCGGAGCGAUGGGCGGCGCCGGCUCGGAUCAGACGGAGCUCCGACAGCAGCUGCAGCUGGUGGAGGAUGAGGCCGAGCUGCUGAGGAGGAACCUGGCCGACGUCGAGGACCAAAACAAGAGAGUGACCACCGAGCUGAACAAGCUGCGCUUCAAGGCCCACGAGGGCGGCGGCCGCCACGGGGGCGGAGCGGCGGGCGGAGGGGUUGAUGCGGCAAAGGCAGAGGCCCUGCAGGAGGAGUUGAAGGCAGCAAGGCUGCAGAUUAACGAUCUAAGUGGCAAGGUGAUGCAGCUGCAGUACGAGAACCGCGUGCUGCUCUCCAACAUGCAGCGCUACGACCUGGCCUCCCACCUCUCCCUGAGGGCCAGCCCGCGGGACAGCGACGCGGAGAGCGACGCCGGCGGCCGGCGGGAGAGCGACGAGGACUCCAACUCCUCCCGCCUCGUCCCCCCGCACCGCAAACGCGAGGGCCCCGUGGGCGGCGAAAGCGACUCGGACGAGGUCAGGAACAAUAACGGGAGCAGCCGCUGCCUGACGCCCACCCGGGGCCUCUACACCCCGACCGGACCCGAGGGCGCCGCCGCCUCCUCCUCCUCCUCCUCCUCCUCCGCCUUGGCCCGCUUCCUGCCCGGCGGCCGGUGCGGCCUGCGCGAGAGGCAGCACGUGACGGACAUCCGCGCGGAGGCGGAGAGGCUCGCCCGGACCGUGGACCGGCUCAUCGCCGACACGGCCGCCGUCAUCUCGGAGGCGAGGGUGUUCGUCUCCAACGGCGACCUGAUGUUCGGGAGGGGAGGGGAGGACGGCGGAGAGGAGGACGGGAGCAGGAUCAGGGAACACGAGCUGCUGUAUCGCAUUAACGCCCAGAUGAAGGCCUUCCGCAAGGAGCUGCAGACCUUCAUCGAGCGGCUGGAGGUGCCGAGGCUCGAGGACAGGGGCGACGAGGAGCCGCUGUCGAUGUUCCAGCCUAUAAUUUUGCUCAUCCUCAUACUUGUGUUAUUCUCGUCCCUCUCCUACGCCACCAUCUUUAAACUAGUCUUUCUUUUUACUCUUUUCUUUGUUCUGUGAUGUACGCAUCCCUUUAUUCACGUCAUCCCUUGUUUUUUUUUGUUGUUUUUUUUGUUUGGCUCUGUUGUUAUUCUUUCCUCCCUGCAUCAUUUGUUGCCAAGGUAACCAAAAGCACAGAAAAGGCGCAGCAUUUCCAAAGGCUGCAGUCGCAUUCAAGAGAGUGCGAGUCAACACUGGAGUCCACAUUAUCCAUAACACAUCACCGGCCACAUCUGUCCCCCAAGACGCCAACACAAAAUUGGACAAAAGCCUUCUAUCAUAGCCUUCUAUCUCCUUCCAUUGCUGAUGAGGACCAUGAGAUAAGGCGGAGAUAAGAACCCUGCAAGCCAGUUCCCAAGCCAUCGAUUCCCUCCGACCCUCUGUGACCCCUGACAGGA
Pungitius pungitius (ninespine stickleback) is the source of this 3207-nucleotide messenger RNA. RefSeq names its product protein SOGA3-like. NCBI's taxonomy places the organism in Eukaryota, Metazoa, Chordata, Actinopteri, Perciformes, Gasterosteidae. The transcript has 10 exons. The record is from RefSeq and is a predicted model, not a curated record. The coding region runs from base 188 to 2830 and encodes 880 amino acids. Gene Ontology annotation, biological process: regulation of autophagy.